Cynara cardunculus var. scolymus (artichoke) is the source of this 934-nucleotide messenger RNA. Its product is annotated as pathogenesis-related protein PR-1-like. Bases 178 to 747 code for a protein of 189 amino acids. NCBI's taxonomy places the organism in Eukaryota, Viridiplantae, Streptophyta, Magnoliopsida, Asterales, Asteraceae. The transcript has a single exon. The record is from RefSeq and is a predicted model, not a curated record. Gene Ontology annotation, cellular component: extracellular region.
AAAACAGAGAAACAUACCCCACACUAACAUGGUUUUGCAUGAUUGCUAGCCUUCAAUCAAUGGCAUUCACAUCUUGAAUUCCACUCUCUUUUGCACCCAGAUAUAUACUCCUCCCAACCAUGCUACUCCCUCACCUGCCCGCUGCCCGGAUUCCAUCCGCCUCCAUUGCUGCUAAAAAUGACACCAUUACUUCUCUUCUCCGUCCUCCUCUUAACCUCCCUCCCUCUUUCCUUCUCCUCCACACCAACCCCGAAUUUCCACAAAAUUCCUGACAACGAAACCGUAUACAGAACCUCAAAGCAACUCUGUGUCGGGUGCACGUGGGAGUCGUUUCAAUUCUUGUUUGCCCAGAAUAUGGUUCGGGCAGCCAAGUGGGAAAUCCCAUUAGGUUGGGAUUUCCAGCUCCAAAGGUACGCCCAAUGGUGGGCGGGCCAGAGGAAAAGGGAUUGUGAGUUGAUGCACUCGUUUCCCGAGGAUGAUUUUAAGUUGGGAGAGAACAUAUACUGGGGUAGUGGAUCAUCGUGGUCUCCUGUGGAUGCUGUGAAUACGUGGGCAGACGAAGAAAAGUACUACAGCUAUGCCUCUAAUACGUGUGUGCGUGGCCAACAGUGUGGGCAUUACACGCAAAUCGUGUGGAAAACAACGCGACGAGUCGGGUGCGCCCGAGUGGUUUGCGAUACUGGUGAUGUCUUUAUGACUUGCAACUAUGACCCUGUUGGAAAUGUUAUUGGAGAAAGGCCAUACUGAUCAACUAUCAUGACAUAAUUCCCUUUCAGCUCGAUGACUUUAGAUGUUAACAGAUUUGUGUCACGUUUUAUGUGUUAUAUAUUAUACCAUGUAUAAACUAUUACAUAAUUACGUAGAUUUAAGCAUAUAUAUUGUAUCAUUAGAAUUAUAUAUCUUUCUCUAUAUAUAUAAAAUGAUUUCCUUGUAA